ACUGAUUCAGAGUAAAACACUUUUAAUGUCAUUCUAGACGAGAGCAAACCAGGCAUCAAUUCAUUAGGGAUUCCUAUCAUUUUCUUACGAUGUGAAGAUGUGAAGACGAGCGAGGGAAUAAAAUUGAAUUUUGAAUGGCGAUCAGAAGUCCACUUUCUCCUUCUGACGUUAUAAUACAGUAAGUCCAAUCGUUUCCUUUUGUAAAUGGAUUAAUUUCAUUACAUCGGGUUAGGACUGUGAUGUAUGGCGGAGUAAUUAUUUUCCGGUAGUCGAACGGCUGAAUAGAGUGGAGACGCAGCGAGUAUCAAUAGAAACCGCGGGAAAAGGAAGCGACAAGACAAGCGCUCACCAGACUCAGAUCUUAUUUCCAGGAGUCCACGUCAAACGUCAUCCAAUAGAAAGGAGAUGGAAGGGGAUUAUUUCUCGUGUAAAGAAAAUUAAAACACUCAGAGGUGAAGGUCUCUCGGAGAAGAUAUUUUUGGCCAUGGGCGGAAAUGCAAACCUCGGUGUACUUCUGGAGAGAAAUUAUUGAGCUAGAUCAAACGAUAUCGACAAUUCACCGGCAAAAAGAGAACAACACCGCCGAUCAAAACAACAUUAAACGACUUAUUGAGUGACACUGGACUGACUUCUUGCCGUGACGUGAUAUAGACCAUACAAUAUGAACGCCAGCGACACGGGGAAUCUAUCGUCCACACACUUUCACUGGUCAGUGACGGACACCAACCCCUCCGGUGGGGGAACUAUGCUGUACAACAUGACGGACGAGGAGUACCUCCUCAGUAAGAUGGGGCCCCGGCGGAAGGACAUGCUCUCCGUGGUGUGUCUGCUCGCCAUCUACUGCUUCAUCUUUGUGACUGGGGUAGUGGGCAAUGUUUGUACCGCCAUUGUAAUCGUCAGGAACCGGUACAUGCAGACGACCACCGACUACUACCUGUGUAGCCUGGCCAUCUCCGACAUCCUCAUUCUGGUUUCAUGUCUUCCUUUUGAGGCCUACUCCAUUUGGCAGGCCUAUCCAUUCAGCUUUGGGGAAGUGUUCUGCAUCGGUAAAGCAUUGCUGACGGAAAUGACGUCAUACGCAUCAGUUCUGACGAUUACCGCAUUUACAGUAGAGCGAUAUAUCGCGAUAUGUCAUCCAUUGAUGUCACACAAAAUCGCGGACCUGAGACGGUCAGUUCUGAUCAUUAUAGGCAUCUGGACUGUGUCCUUUCUAAUUGCAUUACCUUACCCAGUACACACACGGACGUUAUUCUAUGAACAUAGUCCCACCACCGGGAAACCGCUGCACGACUCCCUCGUGUGUACAAUUCCACCGGAGUGGAUCUUUGAAAUGACAGUUAUGUUCCAAAUCUCCACAUUCCUCUUCUUUAUUGUGCCCAUGACUGCCAUUAUCAUUUUGUACGUUUUGAUUGCCAUAACUUUGCGACGGACGGCGUUAAACAGAGCAAACUCGGAAGAAUCCACAGGUGGACAUCAUUCCUCGCACACUCGGCGGGUCGUCCGAAUGUUAGUGGCUGUUGUGGUUGCCUUCUUUUUCUGCUGGGCUCCAUUCCACACACAACGACUGUACACCAUUUACCACGCCAAACAGUGGACCCCGUUUGAAUUAGAAGUACAAAGUCACCUGUUUUACAUCUCAGGUGUUCUGUAUUUCGUCGGUUCUACAGUUAAUCCAUUCCUCUACAACGUCAUGUGUAAGCGCUACCGCCAGGCGUUCAAGGAGACGCUGUGUUCUUGUUGUGGCCACCGGAAGUCUAAGUACCAGCGCAGCCUCAUAUACUAUUAUAACAACAUGAAGAGCACUGUCAGAAGCCAUUCAUCGCCAGAGAAUGACAAACAACCGGAAAAGACGAACUUAAACAAUAUCAACUCAGGGAACUCAAAGAGAGAGACUAACUACCCGGUGACGUCAAAAUUGUUGUCCAAUAGCGUCAAAUCGCACGCGGCUCAGCGCCAUGAACAAAAGUCACGUGACGGAAACUACGCUGACAAUGAAUAUCAUUCUGAUAACGAGGAUGUGAAACUGUUGACCUACUUACCUUUAAAUAAGGCCUCGAAUGUAGAUACGGUGGUGCCAGUCAAAUCCAAUGUGACCACGCCCACCUGCCUCUGAAUCAGAGAAGCAGGUGCGCGGGGAGUUGUUCAGACGGGUGUUACACAUAAACUGUGAACAAGUUUUUCCAUGUAAACCAAAAUUACUGGUGCAAAUAGCAGAGUAUUGCCAGAGAAAUAAAAACCAUGACCAUGAAAAAAAAUU
Magallana angulata is the source of this 2257-nucleotide messenger RNA. Its product is annotated as pyrokinin-1 receptor-like. Gene Ontology annotation, molecular function: neuromedin U receptor activity. The coding region runs from base 662 to 2113 and encodes 483 amino acids. The transcript is spliced from 5 exons. The record is from RefSeq and is a predicted model, not a curated record. Lineage: Eukaryota; Metazoa; Mollusca; Bivalvia; Ostreida; Ostreidae. Gene Ontology annotation, biological process: neuropeptide signaling pathway. Gene Ontology annotation, cellular component: plasma membrane.